Molecule: messenger RNA, 1782 nt
Organism: Schistosoma mattheei
Lineage: Eukaryota; Metazoa; Platyhelminthes; Trematoda; Strigeidida; Schistosomatidae
Source: the annotation of a GenBank genome assembly
AUGGGGGAUUUUCAGAGUUUUAAGUUCGAGAAUUCCAUGCCGGAUUUAUGUCCUGAAACACAGCUGAACUUUAGGAAGUUUCUUCAAGCUGCUGGGAUUGAAAACAUGUUGAUUAAAGAUGGCCGGAGAAUAUCAGAUACCGAAGUACUAAAUGAAAUCAGGAAAGAGGUCGCUGUGUUGUCUAUGAACGACGAUGAUGGACGGACCUCGUCGCUGAUUCUUGCGUGUAUCAACGGUGACGAUGAAGCUGUUAAACUUCUCAUUCUUUCGGGCGAGUGCGAUGUAAACGAAGUUGCACCUGAUGGAGAAACUGCACUGACGUGUGCCAUAUCCUCGAAUGCUGUGCGGAUUGUGGAGAUGUUGUUAAAACAUGGGUCUGACCCAAACUUUCGUGGUAAGAAAGUUGAGUGCACUCCAUUGAUGGAAGCUGCUAGUGUUGGUUAUACUGAUAUUGUGAAGUUGCUGUUGGAACAUGGAGCAUGUCCAAUGGAAGUUCAAAAUGAUACUGGUCAUACACCUUUGAUGGAAGCUACAAGUAACGGGCACGUAGACGUCGCUCGUUGUCUUAUAAAGCAUGGAUGCGAUAUUAACACACAUUCAGCGGAAUUCAAAGAAUCCGCACUAACUCUGGCAAGCUACAAAGGUCAUGCGGAAAUGGUCCGUUUCCUGUUGACUGCAGGAGCCGAUCACGAACAUCGUACUGAUGAAAUGCACACUGCCCUAAUGGAAGCUGCAAUGGAAGGUCAUGUCGAAGUUGCUCGAUUACUCCUUGCUCAUGGCGCGAACGUGAACAUACCACAAGAUAGUUUCGAGUCCCCUCUAACUUUGGCCGCUUGUGGAGGUCAUACCGAGCUUGCACAUCUGUUAAUUGGAUAUGGAGCAGAUAUUGAAGAGGUGAAUGAUGAGGGCUAUACACCCUUAAUGGAAGCUGCAAGAGAAGGUCAUGAAGAAACUGUCGCUUUAUUGCUUGCAGUAGGUGCUGAAGUUAACGCAAGAACGGAGGAAACCCAAGAAACUGCUCUCACGCUUGCAGCCUGUGGCGGAUUCAUAGAAGUCUGUGAAAUGCUUUUAAAUGCUGGUGCUGAUAUUGAAGUUGGCGGAGUUGGUUGUUCUACUCCUUUGAUGGAAGCUGCUCAAGAGGGACAUCUAGAACUUGUCCGGCGUUUGUUGGAGCGUGGAGCAUUAGUGAAUGCAGUAACCGCCACUGGAGACACGGCGCUUCAUUAUGCAGCUGAAAAUGGGCAUGUCAAAGUUUGCGAGAAGUUGCUUGACUGGGGAGCCGUUUUUGGAGCUAUGACAGAAGGAGGACGAACUCCAUUGAUGAAGGCUGCAAGAACAGGUCAUUUGGAAGUUGUCCAGUUAUUUUUAGAGCGUGGAGUAGCGAUUGACCAGCCUACCUCACAGAAUGAUGCCAAUGCCUUGUCGUUAGCUUGUAGUGGCGGACAUGCAAAGAUGGUAGAGUUCCUUCUUCAACAUGGUGCUGAUCCUCAAUAUCAGUUAAGAGAUGGUUCUACAAUGCUAAUCGAAGCUGCUCGUUCUGGAAAUCCAGCGGUUCUGAGACUCAUUUUAGACUAUCCUAAAUGUCUCACUCAGCCGUCGUCCAUGCUUCCAAAUGCUUCUGUUCAGCUUGUUGCGAAUACAUUGAACCAACAUCAAACUCAACACCAAUUUUCUCAUGACCAGCGUUCUGCUUACCAAUCACUCGUGAAUGGCGUACCUACAAUCGGCAAUGUUAUCAUGCCACCACCCCGCCCCCUUUACCUAUUUCUGUCUCCGGAAUAA